AUGGCCCCUUUCACAGGUAACGGAGUGGCCAUAAAAGUACCGAGCAAGGUCAGCCGCAGGGGACGUCGUGCAUGCAUUCCCCUACACAAACAUCAUCGGUCAAUUGACCGUCCGUUUGGGAUGGACAAACGAGGAGAGACAUUGUGCCGUUCGAGCGGGCAUCGAACAGUCCUUCUCACGUGCUUGCUGGCUUUUCACUUUUCACUUCGUUUUUCUUCCGAUCGAAUUGACGUUUCAAUUUGACAAGUGGCGGCACGGGCGUCUCGAGCCAGUAACUCUGUUUUGCUCUCCCGCGCGCGCCAAUCCGUCGGUCCGUUCGUUCCCGCCUGCCGCCACUUCAUAUCACUUCGUUACGUAAACAUAUUCGCCGCUCGAUUGGCACGACGACCACCUAAUAAUUUGUGUCGUUUCUUCCCAUGGUUAAGAAUCAAAUAUGCUGAUGGCACAUGCGAUGAGAGCCAGGGCGCUCGCCUGCUCUCUCUCUCUCUCUCUUUUCCUCUAUCUCGGACGUCUUUGACUCACCUUUUUUGAACUUUAAGGCAAGACAUUGUGUAUGUGUGCGCAAGAUGUGGCGGCUUUGUGUUCCAUUGAUACAAGCCGCUUGUGCAUAGUACAGUAAUACUUAGGCAAAGAGCCGCGGCUGCUCAACAACUUUUCAAGUUUUCAAAUAUUUCACAUUCGCGCCAGCUGCCUCUUCCCGAACAUCUGCUCGGUAUGUCACUUCGAACUUUCCAUAGCGCACAGGGGCUCUCAUAUCCUCUCAAAUGCUCAUUAUUAUGGCCUCCUUUUCUGUUACACUUGACAAAUUGACCAAGCGGGAUGAAUCCAUGAAAUGUAAUUGGAUAACCUCUCUUCUGGCGGUGUCCCCUCCCUUCUCAGGGACUCCUUCGAGUUCUCACACGACGCCUUUGUUUGUUCUGGCUUCUCCGGGUCCGUCCGACAAGUAUCCAUUCCUUCUUCUUCUUCUUCUCCUUUCCUCUUUUCCUAAUUGCCUCUUUCUUGACCCGCUUAUCGUUCCGAGCACUCCAAUCACUCGCCUAUCUUUCAAUAGUUGCAGAUCAAAAAACGACGCGACGGCAACGACGACGCAGAGCAAAUAGGUGCGAAACGAAACGCAAGUGUUGAUUGGUAACCUUCCCCCCUCCACUCGAGUCCUCGAAAGCUCACCGAUUUAGAUCGCAUGCUCAUGUCGGCCUCGUCCACAUCGUCUUCGACGUCGUCCUCGCAAGAGGAAAGCGAACCGGGCAAGAGUUCAGACGACGGCGACAAGAAGCGAAUGCAACAGUUCACGGAACGAGGCACGGGAGUGGGAGGAGCAGGCGGAUACGCCGAUUCCUCGAUGUCGACGCUCGAUCGGGUGAGUGACCGGGGGAAAAAGUGUAGACGGAUUGGGAUUUACGAACGAACCAAUCGACUGUCAGUCCACACCGAAUAAUAGUGAAAUUCGUUCAUUGUUAACCUUUCCUAGCAUCUCGGUAAAUGUCGGCAUUUUCUGAGCAAACUUUGGGGUGAUAGCAGCUUUUGAACAACAUUUCAGCAACUUCUGAGCAGAUUUUAUGCAAAAGUUGCUGAAGUUCUGCUCAAAAGAUACAGAGAUUAACCGAGUAUUGUUACAAUUCCCUCUUCUCUAAUUUAUUCUAAUUUCAGAGCCAUUAUCAAUCGCUGCCGUUGAAUGGAACCCGUCGGGUAACUGUGCAGUUCGGACGAAUGAAAAUAGUGGUGCCGUGGAAAGAAUCGGUUUGUUUCGCACUUCGUUCCGUUGUUUUUUUUUUUUUCAAAAAACCCUUUUCUCACAGGAUUCGACAGUAGGCCAACUCGCAGAAGCUGCGCUCGUUCGUUACAAAAGAGCGAGAGGAAUGGUAAGCGAAAGAUAGGUUAUCAGUGGAUUAAUGGUCAUUUUGGAAGGGAAGGUUCCCAUGAUUUACUGUCGCGCCCGUCUAUAGUUUCCCAUGAAUUCAGAAAAUCAACAUGCGGCGACCCAUGGAUUCCUCUUUCAUUCUCUCUUCCUUUUCCCGCCCGGACGGGUUAAUUCGACUGAGAACAAGGCCGCGGAAUACCUCCGCAUACGGUCUUUCUUCCGUCCGUUCACCAAAUAAGCCGUUUCGCCAGCGGAAAGAGUGCGCGAUUCCGAGACUCGCAGGCAGUGUCUGUGUGUGUGGCACACUGUAAAUAAUAAGUUUGGUUGUCCUCUUUUGCCUCCGCUGACUGUCAAAAACUCUCUUCUCCCGCCUGAACUCUGAUGUUCUUUUCCCUCAUUUUCUCGCUUUCGAGCAAACGGAAGGCAAUUCAGCUGGUGUUGAGCUCGUUCUCCAACUCUUUCCCCCUCUUUUCCUAUUCGAAAAAUCUUGUUCUUCUGAAUUCCUUCCGAUUAAUUUCCGAAAUGGACAGAAAAUUGGGCGUUAAUCGGCGCGAAUUCCACUGGCUUCCGGACGAUCUUCGUCGUCGUUUCAUCCGCGAUUUUGCAAUAAACGGAUUGAUUUCGACGCGCUUCGUCGGUUUUGUUUAUAUAACGUGCAUCUCCGUUGCGCCAAAGCAGACCAGGCGGAUUUUGUACGAAUCCCUCAGCUUUCACAGUAAUUUCGGGCGACCCGACGUGACUUUAUCAGAACCUGAUAAGACACUGCUUUAUCUGUUUUGGCAUUUAUCUUUUACAACCUUCUUGCUAAUUUAUGUCGCUCGGAAUUUGUCAAACAGAAACUGAGUAAUUAUCGCUGUAGUAAUGAGUCAUUCAUUACGAGUUGAAUGAUAUUAGGUUCUGAUGUUGUGAUAGGAAAUGUGGCGCCAACCUCCCACUCUGUCUGCAAUAGAUUGUGUGAUCGUUUCUUACAGUUAAGUUUUCUAGGAACUGCUGUAAUCCAAUCUUUAUCUGGAAAGUCUUCCACAGUGGUGGAUAAAUUUUAAAAACCGGUUUUUUUUAAACACGACUUUUAGCCGUCAUUCCUCUAUUUCAUAGCUCUCCUUCGGCCACUUGUGUGUUCUCUCUCACUGAAAAUCCGCUUGUGCUGCCAUUCGCUUCAUCCCCAUCAUCAUAAUCAUCAGCAUCCGUCAUAACAUCUUAUUUCUUUUCUUGCUUUUCCUGCCGCCGCCAUCAUUCUCUCUUUCUGCUAAGCGCGACUUCCUCUUCUCGAUCGGUCGGUCGUUUUCGCCGUUACCAGCUGAUAAACAGCAUGUUGUUGUGAACACAUAUACACAAACACACACACGUACACUUGAAAACUUUAUUUGAAGUUGUUCAUUCUGAUAAGAAGUGAGACACACGUAGACAGGAAAAGUUUAGUCAAUGUGUGAGAGUGCGUGCGUCUGUUUCUAUUUGUCGUUCGAUCCGCUGCCUGCCGCUCCCCUCUUUAUCAUUUCGAUCAUCUGCCUUUUACCCCCUUGCGCAAUCCGACGGCCUCCUUCUUCUUCCCCCGCUCGCUUUCCUUCUCGGGUCGGUUACUUGUAGCUGGAGCGAAGAGCACGCAAACGAUGAGUCAUUCAUUUCGGUCCGUCGUGCUGAAUGUAUUAUUGCAUCAUUCGGCCCUCUAGUUCCCACGUCUUAUUGGUCUUUUGCUUACCUGUCCUUUAUGAUCGCUCGGGCGCAGCGGGCACAUCAAAAUUCAAAAAAGUACGGUAGAGGGCGUUAGGUAUCACAGGGAGGCAUCUGAACAUACUCGUCAUGACCACUCGAGAAAGUAGUGCAACUUGUACAGUCCCCCGCGUUUCUUCGUGUUUGUUUUUUGUUCGUUCCUGCAUCGCCGGUACUUUUCUUCCUACUCCUCUCUCAUUCCUCUCACUCCCACACACUGUGAUAUCACUAUUUAUGCAAGCAGCUGGACACUCGAGUUGUCAUUUAUCCUGAAAAAAUCAUAGCAUCUGGGUUUAGUACCAGUUGUCCCAUCUCGAAUCAUGUGCUGGUUCAACUACAAUUCUCUCUCUCUCUUUCUCGUUUGUCGUCGGGUUUUGAAUACAUUAUUUUCGGCGUCCCUUGUAUACAUUGUGUAAUGCGAUUAUUUCUUUCUGGCAUCGUCCGUCCCUCUGUCAAUUGCAUGUUCGCAUCAAACGAUGAAAAGUCGAAAAGUGGAUGUAUUGAUCGUUUGUCUAUCAGAUUAAAGAUUAGCUCUCCUCGAACCGCAUCUGAAGCGUUAACAAUCGGGUCGCCAGACCAUUUUCUCCAUAGCCGAUUAACUAGCUCCAUGUAUUUUCUAAUUAGGCGGCUUUCCGUUGCUCAUUACAAGGUGUCCCCUUCCUGCCCAUCUGCUUCAUCGCUCCUACAGUAUAAUACGUCCGUCCGUCUGCUCCUUUGCCGCGUCAUCCUCGAUGUCCUCACCAGCGUCGUCCAUCAUCAGAAGAGACCUUUCCUCUUCCCUCUCACUCCUCUUUUUCACCUGCGCAGGUGCAUGAACAGCCUCUGAGAUAGUGAGGAGUCUUGCGGAGACGCAGUCACUCCGCGCGCAAUGACCAUGCUCUCGUUUCGGCCGAAAGAACGAGUGGGUGCCGGAGGGAGAAAGACGGAAAGAGGGACGCGACCUCUCUGCCAAAUACGGACGGACACACCGCCAGGUAUUUGUUAUAAUCAUCACGGUCCUCUCCAUCAUCGUCAUCAUCUCGUUUGCCCUCUUCAUUGCUUGGCUUCCUUUCCCGUUCAGCUUUUCCCUUUCCCUCUCUUUCUCUUUCUCCGUGCUCUACACUCCGCAAUAAGUUCCGUCUGCAAUUUCAGCAUCUCCUAGAUGUUCAAUUAGGCGGUCUAGAGAAUGCAAAACGGUCGUAGUCGAUACGAAACAUCAGUAAUUCCUCCGCCCCCGCCAUAUCAUUUCAAGCAUGUGCACACACCGCCGCCACGUGUCGUGCAACAGCAGCAGAAUCUGAAGAGCCGCGAACCACCCAUGUACUCGCCCAAAAUGACCACAACCACUGAUAAUGUGACGGUUAGUGACGAGAUAAAAAUUGGACGGGUUUUCCAGGCAAACGAAGAAUGUGUCCGUGUGCUCCGAUUGGAGUGCGCAUCAGACGGUGGGAUUCUGGAUAUGGAUGAUGUGCUGGAAGAAGUGUUUGAUUUGAAUUACGAUCAGGUUUGGUAGAAUGGGCAGAAGAAUGAUUUGAAAGACAAAGUAGAAUGUUGCUAAUCCAACUUUUUCAGAUACUGGCGAUAACCGAUGAAGCAAGCGGAUCGGCCACUCCAACCUACACGCCCAUUCAGAAGAAUCAGCAACAUCACUACGCACAGCCACUACCUUAUUCGAGAAAACUCGAAGGCCCAUCCACUCCUGUUGCCAGCGCUUUUGGUAAGUGCUUCAUCGCACAACUGAAGAAAACAUUACUUUCUUUUUCUAGGAAGCGUUUCUGUGAACCACCAAGCACAUCGGUCGGCAUCUCCCUACAAUGUCGGCUACGCCAGAAGUAACAAUCGAGACUUUCCUCCGCAAAAAGAGCGUCGAGAUUCUGUAGUUGAAGUAAACGGAUUCGAGAAUGCGCCUCCGCCAGGUCUCCGAGUAUCCACGCCAAAAGAACGAGUGGCCGAGGAAUUGCACGAUGAGCAUCGGCCCAUCUUAAGAUCGUCACUCCGCACAGAAGCCUCUGGCAAUCGAACUGAUGAAACGACGCCUACAAGGCAGCCGAGAGUGACUUUGAGUCCAGAAGUUGAAACAAGGCUCGCACAGCAAGAGAAUGAAGAACAGAAAAGUGAGAAGAGGAGGCAUUACGAGAGGAAUCCGGGACGUUUCAAUCGAGGAUCUGAUAGGAAGUCUAGAAUUAACGACGCUCUGCUAGAAGCGAGAGAACGAAUUGUGGAGCAACAAGAAGCGAAUGAAGACGCGAAGGCCCCUCGAAGGACAAGAGGAAAGAUCGAGGAGGGAUCUGACGACACGACAAUCAUCACAUUUCCUCUAGUCGAUGAUAAACUAGAAAGCGACGACGCCAGACAGAUGGGAAUCGAACUGAACGCCGUGUUCGAUGAGAUUCUGAACAUGCCGAGCACGUCAAGUCCCAAGCUAAUUGCUGUCCAAGUAAUGAAAAUUGACGAAGGCGGGCGAGUGGCAAAGGACGGCCGCAUCAAAGUUGGCGACUGCAUCAAGGAAAUCGACGGGCGACCGGUUCGUGAAAUGUCAAUUAUCAGAGCUCGUGCGUGGAUCAGAGAACUGCCGGCCAACCGAGACGUCACUCUUACGGUCACUCGUUCUCUGGAAUCGUUCCUAGAGCAAGAAGCUGAAGAGAAGGCCGCUGCCGAAUCAAAACCCAUCCUCUCGGCUCUUCAGCAGGCCAAUACGCAAUACAUCGGACACACGGCCGUUGUUGAAUUGAUAAAAAGUAAGAAGACAAGUCGAGACAUUGUACUUAAUUCACGGGGAUUUCAGGUGCUAAUGGAUUCGGUUUCACUGUGACGAGUAGAGAAACGUCAAAAGGAGAGCGUCUUUUCUACAUCGGAACCGUCAAACCGUACGGAGUUGCUCUCGGACACUUGAAAACUGGCGAUCGCCUUUUGGAGAUUAACGGAGAGUCAACUGGACAAUGGACCCAACAACAGAUAGUCGAGAAGCUGAAAGAGACGAUGGUCGGAGAGAAGAUUAAGUUUUUGGUUUCGAGGGUCUCGCAAAGCACUUCGUCAGGCAACACGUCGACAUCUUCUGAAAAUAAAGAAACGGAAGGAAUAUUGAAAAAAGAUGAGAAGAAAGAAGAGGCCCAGAAAAUACCUCUUCCGGCACUUCUCACGCCUCCAGCCUCCAGGGAUAUUCCUUCCUCUCGCUUUGAUCUCAACAUUCCAGUCAAUGGAACAGGAUCGGCUGGCCUCGGAGUCAGUCUGAAAGCGAGAGUGUCGAAAAGGUCGAAUGGAUCCAAAGAGGAUUGUGGCAUCUUCAUCAAGAAUGUGAUGCACGGAGGAGCGGCCUUCAAGCAAGGACACUUGCAGGAAAACGACAGAAUAGUCGGAGUUGAGGACGUGAAUCUCGAGCAAAUGAGCAACACCGAUGCGAGUCACGCGCUGGCCAAAAAGCUGAAGGAAAUCGGAGCUGCCGGGCGACCGUGUGUUCGGUUGACAGUUGUGAGGACAAACGACGAUCAUCCGGGCGCCAUCUCGCGAGAUUCAUCACGGAUUACUGUAGAUGCCUCCUCGCCAGCGCCAUCUUCCCGAAUGUCCUCUAACACGGCUCCCAACUCUCUUCUUCAGUCACCCCAAACUCGUGCCACGUCAUCCAGUGGAGUAGAAUCCUCGCAUUCCCGGCAAUCGUCAUCUUCAUCGUCAGUACCGGUUUCCUCGAAGCAGAACGAGCGAGACUCAAUAGUUUCGGAUACGACUAGACUUGACGAAUCGGAAAUGCCCGAUUCGGAUCCGUUCGACAGAGAAGCACCCGGACGGAAGAGUUUGAGCGAGAAGAGAGGAUUGGGAGCAGCUGCGGAUCCACAGCACAUCAAGCUGUACCAGGGGAUAAAGCACAAUCGGCAGAAUAGUGGUGAGCUCGGUUACGGUUACUUCUCCUUCCUCUGCCUUUUCUAGUUCUUCUCAGUUCCCCGAGUGUUACUUCUCAGCUUCUUCCUCAUUUUUAUGGCUUCCUCACGCUUCUCUCCCCUUUUCAGCACCGACGUCGUCAACUCAGAAGCGCAGCAAAUCGCAGCCACGUUCGAUUUCGCAGCGCAACUACCGUAGUCCACUGAAAGCGAUUGACAUCCCACAAGUUCCGCCCGCAUCGACGAUGCCACAUCAUCAUCUGUCCGUCGACGAGUCGGGUUCGUUGAUAUUCUCUUUUAGUUCCCUUGUCACUUUCCACCUUUUGCUUUCCGGCAUGAGUUUGAACUGUACCUUUUUCUUUGAAAUCGGAUAAUUUCACUAAUCCGCCUUGUUGCAGAUAUGCUUAAUCGCCGAUCACAAAGUAUGGAGAGCAUCAACCGGCCCGUCGAAAGUAUCCUUCGCGGAACAGGCCAAGUGACUCAGAACUCGAGUUCGAAGGUCCAGUUCAUGCAGAGAGCGGCUCCUGAUCAGCAUCCGUUCCCGCCGGGCACCGCUUUGAUGCGGCUGAAGAGCGAAGAUAGUCGAGCGAGAGACAAGUCGAGACGGAAAAGUGUUGGAAAGUGAGUAGACCGAACGAGCGUUUGCCCCUUCACCAAUCCGGUAGCCCUUUCAGUAAGAUGCGAAAUUUCUUCGGAUUCGGAAGCAAAUCAAGAGACACAUCGCCUGAAAAGUCACCGGUUCAGCUGACAUCAGUCGAAAGACCACGACCGGUUAACGAAGAACGAGGUCUGAAGAACAUGGUGGUUGUGCCACCGCCACCCCCUCCGCCACCUCAUCAAGGUCCACGCCGAGGAAGUGGAAGUGGAGGUGUCUACGUGGAUUACGGAGAACCGUACGGAAUGAUUCCACAAUAUCCGCACAAUUCGGUAGGUCGAACUGUCAGAAAACAGUAGUUUGUGUGGUGGAUGGUACCCGAAACAACAUGAUAACCAAAAUAACUUUUUUACAUGUCUAGCUACAUUUCUGUUCUCGUUUUCUUUUUUGAGUAAUCAGUUUCAGUCGCAGACUCUCGCAGCCACAGCCCCAGAAGGUAUUCGUCUCAUUUCAUACGUGAAGAAUGAAUCGCCACCGCCAUCAUCAGCCAUCGGAGUCUCCACCUCGCCAAUGUGUCUGGGCAACUCGAAGUUUUACUCGAGUUGCCGCGAACCGCCGAUCACUCAGCGUGCUAGGUACUAACCGGAUCCCUGCCAGCCGUCACCUUUGUUUCCACCCGUCCUUUGUCCUGUCGCGUCCUGUCCGUUCAUAAAUAAUCACUAACACUUUGGCCAUACCAUAAUCACUUUCCCCUUUUCAAUCACUUCGAAUCAUCUUCAUUUUACGGUAAUUUGUUCAGGCUUCCGGAUACGAGUCGUACGCCGACUCUGAGCUCUACGACCGAUACGCGGCGCACCGCUACAAUCCACGCGGAGGGAUCGACGAUGAUGAGUACAUCUACAGGCAACAAAGUAGUUCCUCGCUCAACCCGUCGUCCUAUGUCAACUAUGGAUUACCAACGUGCGUCUUUCAUUUUCACCUCAUCGAAAAAAAUCUGUCCUUUUCAGAACUCAUGCGUACCACGUCGAUGCCCGAUUACCACCACCGGCCGGCGGAAGUGUUACGACGGCCUCGAUGCGUCGUGCCUAUCCCAUCGACUAUGACGAUGACACCACCUACCAGCACAUCACCCCGGCUGCCCGGUACCGUCAGGGCGGGAGCAGUGGCCGCGGCGACUACCAUCACAUGUUCAACUCCUGGUUCGCGUACUCUGGCGGAGGCGCAGUCGGUGCCGCACCACUCCUCAAGUCCGCGUACGGAUCCUCGCCGGUCCGGAUCGCAGCCGCCACCGCCAUCGAUCGGGGUGAGUCGUUCGCCGACGCAUCCACUGACCGCCGCGGAAGGAGCACUUCGAGCGGGGCCCUCUCUACCGCAGGACCAUCCGGUGGUCAUCAACCGGCGAAGGAGAAGUAUGCGGAUGCUCGAUCUGGAAAACAAUUCAACGGUGGCUCGACCCGACUCUUUAUUCCUCGACACGGCGGAGGACUCAGUGCCGCGGCGUUCGCCACCAACUUUGGCUCCGGCGCCUCUCCGGACGGAUAUGAGGGCCCGCGUGGAUCCACCGGCUCGCCGAGUCAAUUCCGGCGCAGAGACAACGGGCCGAAUCAUCGUUUUCCCCAGUACUAGGUCGGUUUUAGCCUUGGACAAUUGUGAAUAGCUACGAAGUUAUUUUCAGAUUCCCAAUUGCCGCCUCUUCAAUGAGAGUCUCUUCAACCGCUAAACCAUUAUCAAAUUCUGUACAUUUGCGGCCUGUGCCAAAUAAUAAUAACAAUAGUCCGUCGGCGAACGAGCGAAUCUCGCUGAGGUGAGUCUCUCGAUGAUUAUGCAUCAGAACAAAGUUGUUUGUUUCCAGAGCUCGUAAGAAGCUUCAUCGAGAAGCAGUGACCCGAAGCGAGUUCUUCCUGCCGUAUUCGAACGAAAACAUUCGGCUAUUCAACAGUCUGCUGCCUCCCUCCACUUCCUCUAUCAUGACGACGACGCCGACGUCCAACGAACACACAGUCAUUCCGAUUUCACGGAAAUUCUAG
This is a messenger RNA of Caenorhabditis sp. 36 PRJEB53466, 10038 nucleotides long. The record is from the annotation of a GenBank genome assembly. Lineage: Eukaryota; Metazoa; Nematoda; Chromadorea; Rhabditida; Rhabditidae.